AUGAAAUUCAUCACCAUCACUGUAGCAGGGCUGAUUCUACUCGAGUCCGCUCUGGUCUACUGUCAAGACAGUGCAGGAUUGAUGAGACUGGCUGCAAAUGCUGGUAUUUUUGCUGACACAGGAAAUGCUAUUUCCACCAAUUCUAGUGUGGAUCAGAAUUGUUUAAGUGACCUUCCAGAAGUUGUCAUGGCUUGGUUGCAACAUUUCAAUGCCAUUGUACUGGAAACCUUUGUUGUUAGUAGCGGUCAUUCCAUAUCUGGCCCGCUUUACGUUCAAGGGCAAUUCAUAGGCCAAUUUUAUUCUGUUAAUGGUCAAAGCACAGUUGAUUGCAGCCCUGAGAAUGAAGACAUCAUCUCCAACACCGGUCUUGUCAUUGAUUUUACCACUGGCACCUAA
Mucor velutinosus is the source of this 396-nucleotide messenger RNA. It is a transcript of the gene CWC25, whose product is annotated as RNA-splicing factor. Bases 1 to 396 code for a protein of 131 amino acids. Lineage: Eukaryota; Fungi; Mucoromycota; Mucoromycetes; Mucorales; Mucoraceae. The transcript has 2 exons. The record is from RefSeq and is a predicted model, not a curated record.